CUCGAAAUUCUGUAAGUAUCUUCACCUGUUCGAGACUUCUUGAUGGCAUCCUAGGCGUAUCCGGGCCCGUUGGGGUGGGAUUUGAGCUGUCGGAAUGAGAUUGCUGUCUGGAUGUCAAAGUUGUGGCAUGGAUGCAUUCUGAACUUGAUUCUGAUUCUCUCUCACUUUGUAGUCCAUAAUGUCAAAACUUCCCCCAAUCCUUGCUCCUAGCGAUGAGGAUAUUCAGCUGCUCUUGUCAGCUCAGUCGCACAUUGGCACCAAAAACUGCGACAGGAGCAUGAUCCCAUAUGUCUGGAAGCGUCGUGCUGAUGGAAUCCAUCUUAUAAAUAUUGGAAAGACAUGGGAGAAGCUGAUUUUGGCUGCCCGUAUAAUCGCUCCCAUGGCACCUGAAGAUGUUGUUGUUCUCAGCGUGCGGCCAUAUGGGCAUCGCGCCGUCCUCAAGUUUGCAUCUCACACUGGUGCUCAAGCUGUUACUGGCCGCUUUACUCCUGGCUCCUUCACCAACACCGCUACACGCUCAUUCAGAGAGCCUCGCAUCAUUAUUGUUACCGAUCCCCGUGUCGAUCAACAAGCCAUUCGUGAGGGUUCAUAUGUUAACGUCCCUGUCAUUGCUUUCUGCGAUACAGACGCACCUCUGAAAUAUGUUGAUGUUGCCAUCCCGAUUAACAACAAAGGGCGGCACUCGAUUGGUCUCAUGUGGUGGUUCCUUGCCCGUGAGGUCCUCCGACUUCGUGGGACUGUCUCACGUUCGCAACCAUGGGAUGUGAUGCCUGAUAUGUUUUUCUAUCGUGACCCUGACGAGGCUGAUAAGGAGCAGCAGGAUGCUGCUGCCGCGAAGGCUACAGCAGCGCUCAUUCCCGAAGAACCUGCAGCUGGUGGUGGUGGAUUAGAUUGGGAUCCCUCCGUACCAACCCAACCCGGCUUUACUUCUGAGGCUCCGGGUCUCGAUUGGGCCGAUGCUACCGCUCCCACAACUGACUGGGCGGCGGACGCCACCGGUGGUUGGGGCGACUCUACUCAGGCACAGGCUCCCCCUGCCUGGUAAUCAAGCCCAUACUAAAAUCCCCAUUUCUCCAUGCACUGGUGUAAUACGUUGGUUGACAACAUUCGCCCGAUGCCUGCAGCCUCAUUUAUAUUUGUAUGAGACUAUGACACAUGCUUUCUUUAUGGGAAUGAAAAUUUCCUCCGACUCUGAAACUAGCAGGGUAUAAUAGUUAUCCAUAAAAUUACUCAUAAGUCCGCGAUACUCUUC
Messenger RNA from Cantharellus anzutake, 1252 nucleotides. Its product is annotated as ribosomal protein S2, flavodoxin-like domain-containing protein. Gene Ontology annotation, biological process: cytoplasmic translation; ribosomal small subunit assembly. Gene Ontology annotation, molecular function: structural constituent of ribosome. Lineage: Eukaryota; Fungi; Basidiomycota; Agaricomycetes; Cantharellales; Hydnaceae. The record is from RefSeq and is a predicted model, not a curated record. Gene Ontology annotation, cellular component: cytosolic small ribosomal subunit; 90S preribosome; ribosome. The transcript is spliced from 3 exons. The coding region runs from base 179 to 1045 and encodes 288 amino acids.